Messenger RNA from Hemibagrus wyckioides, 7685 nucleotides. RefSeq names its product keratin-associated protein 10-6-like. Bases 3276 to 4196 code for a protein of 306 amino acids. The transcript has 4 exons. Lineage: Eukaryota; Metazoa; Chordata; Actinopteri; Siluriformes; Bagridae. The record is from RefSeq and is a predicted model, not a curated record.
UGUUGUUGUGAUCAGCUCUGUUGUGAUCAGCUCUGUUGUGAUCAGCUCUGUUGUUGUGAUCAGCUCUGUUGUGAUCAGCUCUGUUGUGAUCAGCUCUGUUGUUGUGAUCAGCUCUGUUGUUGUGAUCAGCUCUGUUGUGAUCAGCUCUGUUGUUGUGAUCAGCUCUGUUGUUGUGAUCAGCUCUGUUGUGAUCAGCUCUGUUGUUGUGAUCAGCUCUGUUGUUGUGAUCAGCUCUGUUGUGAUCAGCUCUGUUGUUGUGAUCAGCUCUGUUGUUGUGAUCAGCUCUGUUGUUGUGAUCAACUCUGCUGGUGCUUAGCGCUUCUGGUGAUUAGCUCUGCGGGUGAUCAACUCUGCUGUUGAUCAGCUCUUCUGGUAAUCAGCUCUGCCAGUGAUCAGCUCUGUCACAAUAAUCAGCUCUGCCGGUUAUCAGGUAAGGCUGAGAUCUUCUGUACCCCUGGAAAUAAAGCAGUCUUUAUUCUUCUCUUCGAAUAUUUCAAACACAUUUCUACAAACAUCUGUAAAGAAAAAAACAUCUGUAAAAAUGUUCUCUGCACUACCUUGGAUUCUGAUGAUUGAUCGAGUCGGAUUCAGAAGUUUGAGCGAGUUGAAUUUGGAUGAUUGAGCAAGUCGGAUUCAGAAGUGUCAGCGAGUCGGAUGAUUGAGCGAGUCGGAUUCAGAAGUUGGAGCGAGUCGGGUUCACAAAUUUGAGCAAAUUGGAUACUGAGGUUUGAGCGAGUCGGAUUGAGAAGUUUGAGCGAGUCGGAUUCUGAGGUUUGAGUGAGUUAGAUUUAGAAGUUUGAGUGAGUUGGAUUCAGAAGUUUGAGCGAGUCGGGUUCAGAAAUUUGAGCAAAUUGGAUUCUGAGGUUUGAGCGAGUCGGAUUCUGAGGUUUGAGUGAGUCGGAUUCUGAGGUUUGAGCGAGUCGGAUUCUGAGGUUUGAGUGAGUCGGAUUCUGAGGUUUGAGCAAGUAGGAUUCUGAGGUUUGAGUGAGUCGAAUUCUGAGGUUUGAGCAAGUAGGAUUCUGAGGUUUGAGCGAGACGGAUAUGGAUGUUUGAGCGGUCGGAUAUGGAAGAUUGAGUGAGUCGGAUUCAGAUGAUUGAGCGAGUCGGAUUCAGAAAUUUUAGUGAGUCGGAUUCAGAAGUUUGAGUGAGUCUGAUUCAGAAGUUUAAGCGAGUCGGUUCUGAGCUUUGAGUGAGUCAGAUUUGGAUGAUUGAGCGAGUCAGAUUCAGAAGUUUCAGCGAGUUGAAUUCAGAUGUUUGAGUGAGUCAGAUUUGGAUGAUUGAGUGAGUCGGAUUCAGAGGUUUGAGCGAGUCAGAUUCGGAGGUUUGAGCCACUUCAGUGUUUUGGAUUUGACCUGAUGCAGAAAGUAAUGGAGGGAAAGUAGGAUGGUUUUGAAAUUUAGUGAACAAAAGAAGCAAAGCAGAAAUGAAAUGAAGUGGCCCAGGGGCAUAAUCUCAAUUAUAAUAACGUAAUUAGGUCAGGCUAUGAAACUGCUGGACAGUACAGAAACGUGACAUCACAUGACGUCACCCAGAGGCUCAAGAGACCGAGGAAUGAUGAGGUUCAGAUUCCUGGUGCUGGUAGGAGCAGGUUUCUGGAGGAUAAUGAGUGAUGUUCCAGAGGCUGGGAGGUGAGGAGAUGCCGGAGUAAAGAGGAGGUUUUUGUGACAGGACAAAGUGGCGGGCGAGUCCGGGUAAUCCUCACGUCACCGCCUGUUAUCAAAAAAAAUUUUUGAGUGCGAAGAAGUCAGAUGGCUUUAAGAUAAACACAGCGAGGCGGGAGUGCUGCGUGAGGCAGUCAGACCUCGAAUACCACGCGCUCUCUGAGUCAUACGCUGCGAGUGGGACGGAAAUCCAAGGUGCAGCAAACAUAAAACACCAGGUAGAGCCGAGGGAUCCGGCGACUUCGGCCUCGGGAAUUCCACAAGAGUUACCGGAAAUCUGACAUGAGCAAACGGGCGAGGAUCCGGAGAGAACGAAAGGAAGGAAGAAAGGCGAGACCAUGUCACUGUGUGUGUGUGUUUGGUGUGUGUGUGUUUGGUGUGUGUGUGUUUGAAUGAGGCCACUGCCACACAUACACACACACACACACACAUUGACAGACAAACUGAGUCAGCAGCCACAUUCCUGUGGAGUCAAGCACUAGCUUUACACCCAUCCUCACACACACACACACACACACACAGUUUGUCUUACUAUCCUUAUAAGGACUUUCCACCAUUGACAUAAUCGCUAACGCUUAGCUGCACCUACACCUAAACCUUAACCUUCACCUCAUUCACAUUCACCUUGAAAGGAGAACUUUCAGCUAUUUAUUUAUUUUUAUUUAUUUAUUUAUUUAUUUACUUUUUUUAAGGGGGGGGGGCAACCACAUGCCCCCCCGACACACACAUAUAUCAACCGAGAUGCUCCUUUUUUUUAGCUUCUUAUCUACUUUUUAGAAUCUGUUCUGAGUUAUUCAGGUGAAAAAAUUUUAUUAUUAUUUUUGUAAUGAAAAAGUUAGCGCUAACGUAACUUUGCUAACAUAGUGACCUACAAAUCAAUCCGGAGGAACAGUGACACGGACGGAGGGGAAAAAAAGGCAGAUAAAAGGACAGAUAAGGGAGUGUUGUUUUCUUCUUAGCAACCAAAUGCUUGUCUGUGCAUUCCCACAACAUCACGCUCGAUCCUUUUAAUCUCGCUAAUCCGGCUGUCAACGGCCUAAUCUGCACCAUAAUCUCAGCUUAAGCCAUUGUCUAAUAUAUAAAUACCCCAAUACUCGGAGGAUACACAAAUAAUGGCUGCUGGGAAAGACCACCCCUGUAAGAGUAGCCCUGUGAAAUGGACCAAUCGGGUGCCAGAGGGUUGUUUGUGAAAACGCUGGUCGUGGGCUUCAGGGUGCAGAGAGAAGCUGUGAGUCAUGGCUGUGCAUGCCGGCGCUGGAGAACGUCAGAACAUGACGGGUAAAACCGCCGGCCUGCUAACAGCUCGGGGAUGAGGGGGACGAGGACGAGGGGGAUGAGGACAAUUGAGGACAAAGUGGUUAUUCUGAGAAUUUUUCCACCAUCAUCAGGAGAGACGGGGUGAAGAGCAUCGAUGUGCAGAGACGUAAAAUCAAACAUACAGCAACGCCUCGGCUACUCGUGCAGCCAAAUACACAGAGUCUGUUCUGAAAGAUUCGCUGCCUGUCUAUCUGUCUCUCUGUCUGUCUGUCUACCUGUCUGCCGCUCUGUCAGUCUGCAUGUCUCUCUGUCUGUCUGUCUGCAUGUCUGUGUGCCUGUCUCUUUCUCUCUGUCUCUAUGUCCCUCUGUCUGCAUGUCGCUCUGUCUGUCUGCAUGUCUGUCUCUCUGUCUGCCUGUCUCUUUCUCUCAGUCUGUAUGUCCCUCUGUCUGUAUGUCUCUCUGUCUGCCUCUCUUUCUGUCUACCUGCCUGUCUGUCUCUCUCUCUCUGUCUGUCUGUAUGUCUCUCUGUCUGUCUGUCUGCCUGUCUGUCGCUCUGUCUGCAUGUCUGUAUGUUUCUCUGUCUGCCUCUCUGUCUGUCUGCCUGCCUGUCUCUUUCUCUCUGUCUUUCUGUCUGCCUGCCUGUCUGACUCUCUCUGUCUGCAUGUCUGUCUGUCUCUCUCUCUCUCUCUCUCUCUCUCUCUGUCUGUCUGUCUGUCUGCAUGUCUGUCUCUCUGUCUGCAUGUCUGUAUGUCUCUCUGUCUGCCUGUCUCUUUCUCUCUGUCUUUCUGUCUGCCUGCCUGUCUGACUCUCACUGUCUGCAUGUCUGUCUCUCUCUCGCUGUCUGCCUGUCUGUCUCUCUGCCUGUCUGUCUCUUUGUCUGCCUCUUUUUCUGUCUGCCUACCUGUCUGUCUCUCUCUCUCUUUCUGUCUGCAUGUCUGUUUGCCUGCCUGUCUCUUUCUCUCUGUCUGUCUGCCUGUCUGUCUCUCUGUCUGCAUGUCUGUAUGUCUCCCUGUCUGCCUGUCUCUUUCUCUUUGUCUGUAUGUCUCUCUGUCUGCCUUAUUUUCUGUCUGCCUGCCUGUCUGUCUCUCUCUCUCUGUGUCUGCAUGUCUGCCUCUCUGUCUGUCUGUCUCUCUGUCUGCCUCUUUCUCUCUGUCUGUCUGCAUGUCUGCCUUUCUGUCCGUCUGUCUGCCUGUCUCCCUCUCUGUCUGUCUGCAUGUUUGCCUCUCUGUCCGUCUGUCUGCCUGCCUCUCAGUCUGUCUGCAUGUCUGCCUGGUGUAAAUGCAUGCAUGCAUCUGAGUUAUAUCAUCUCUUUGUGUGUUUUUUACCCAGAAGCUGCUUGAGUAGGAUUUUUUCUUCACCUGAGACACAAGAAUCUACAGAAUCUUUCAUACUUUAUCCUCAACACACUCAGAGGAGUGCACUAACAUGAUCACAUAACUUCAGCAACACCUCUGAUUGGCUAAAAUCACUAAGGUUAACACAUGCUCUCUCUCUCUCUCUCUCUCUCUCUCUCUCAUUAUUGUUUAAGGUUUAUUGUUAUGAACAUAAUGAAAGUCUUCUGGAUGAGGUGUGAAGCACCAUGACAUGCUUUGUGGUGUAUUUCCUGGUGAGAUUUUCUCGUUAUUGUCUCUCUCCCGAUCCUCCCUCCACAGACUGAGACGCAGAACAGGAAGUGGGAGGCAGGACAGCAGCAGCUGACACAGAGUAAUUUUGCUGCUCGGUGUCAAAGGAUUGAUCCUGGACGUUUGCACCUGCGUGUGUAUUAUUGCCUGACUUGGCAAAGCUGACUAGAGAGCGUGAAAGUAAUCUUUUUAAUGAGACCUUCCUGAUUGGGUUCAACACAAAUGAAACUAGUAGGCUGGGUGCAGGUAGAAGUGUGAUUAACCCAGAUGCAGGUGUUUUGUAAGCGGAGCGACGCACCUGAACCACAUCCUCCUGCUUAUUUUAGCUUCGCCGCUACAAACCAGCCUGGCUCUUCACACGCAACCCUCUACGGAGCCUCAUGUGACUCUCACUCACACUGAAACAGGUAGAUCAGCGUGAGGACAGGAUCCCUGAUGUACAUCACAGCUCGCUAGCAUUACAAGAGCUGGAUGGCUGUACAGCGUGACAGAGGCACCGACUGCUAUUGUCAUCCUCAGCUGCACAGUCAUGCAAUGUGGAAUUUCCUGUCAGAUGGCCAUUGUAGCGUAAAGAACCUGGAGUGUCAAAAGAAGCAGCUUGAGUCAUCUUUCACUACAGAGCCAAAAAGGGUACGCUUCAGCAAGAGCCGCCUGUCGUGCCAGAAGUGAGCAGGACUGAUUCGUUUUGCAAGCCUAUUAACAUAUCCAUUACAGGAAAUUGCAUCAUUAUCUUCCUUCCAUCGCAGGUGUAUAAAAUCGUUGAAAAAGCAAGCGCUUACAAGACAAAUGCAAAUUUCACCCAGAAACCAGAGUGCAAUAAAUAAAUCUGCGUUUCAACUUUGAAAGCCGAUCUUCAUGUGUCAUCCAUCAGCGUCGCUUCUUUACCUUUCCCUUCCUGUCAUUCUUUUCCCCCUGACCCGCUCUCAUGUUUCUUUUCAUCUUUGCUUUCUCUUCCUCUCUUCCUUCCUUCGCCCACACAGCUGCCCCUGGGCCUGUGACACCAAAAAUAACGGAAAAGAGAAGAAAUCUCUGUAGGUCAAGUACUGUUUAGUUAAUUAAAGGGGUUUGGAGAAGCGAGAUGAGGGAGAUCUGGCUUCGUCUGAGAGACGCCACUGCGAAAUCUUGCAACAUACUUCGCUUAGUUGUAAUCCUUAUUUCAUUUUACAAGCUGGUGAAGGACAGCCUUCCUCUUACAUAAGCAAUCAUCUCAGUGUCUUAGCAAAAUCCACCUCUUUUUUUCUCUUAUUUCUUUCCUUUAGCUCAAUAUCAAUAGUUGUGCUAAUAAUAUUCAUCAAAAUAUACUAACCUUCUCGCUAAUUACCGGUUUAUAUAUAUGACUGCUAAUUAGCCACGCCUAGAAAAAGAUCUGAAUCAUUGGACGUGCCCAACUCACCCAGGGAGAUAUCAUGACAAUUCCUGCUUUGUCUGACAUUCAGUCAGCUUUGCAGAAUCACGCCCAUUGUUCUUGCAGUAUUUAUUCUGCAGUUAGAUGAGGAUGGUGCUUUAGUGUAAAAAUUUGCAUUUGCAUGCCGUGGCCCGUGACUAAUCUUGCACCUGGGAGUGAGAUAAUUGCAUGCACAGUCAUUGUCCCCUUGAGGCCACCUGAAGGCUAAGAAUCAGAACGGACGUAACAAGUGAUACCAGCUUUAAACAGAUUCAGACCUGCUGCCCUGGAGAGCUGACACAGACCAAGGUGAAGACCAGCUCCUGCUCCUGGACACAGGAUCACUCCGUCCUCUUCUUCUACCACCCUGAAUGGAUCCAUUCAGAACAAUUCCACAGGUUAAAUAAACAGGCUUAGACUUAGACUAGAGAGAGAGAAAGAGAGAGAGAGGAAGCAAAACAGGUGCUGAUUUUAAUUCUAAAGUGUGUUUCAAUGGGAAAUGGAAAAAUUCACACAAUCCUGACAUCUGGAAACAAAUUCUUUCAUCUGUUAAGAACGAAUUUUUUUGCCGAUCUCUUGCCGAUCAUCCCGUGAAGCAUACUGGUGGUAGCAUCAUGGUGAGAGUUCCGCUUUAUCUCUUAGUAUUUUUAUUUAAAUAAUAGGUUCGGUGGGAUGUUAAAUGUUUUUAAAAAAAAUAUAUACCUGAAUCGUGAUUAAAUCCUUUUGCAGAACUGUGUCCUGGAAGUGAUUUGGUAAGUGUGUGUACAGGUGUGUUUUCAGGUCUUCCAGAACCAGGUGUAUAAACUGCACUGACACGUGACACUUUAAUUACACACAUUUCAAUUCCAUUCAACUAUUAUAUGACUUCUGAGGGCAACUGGUUGCACUAGAACAAGUGGGGGGGUUGAAUACUUGUGCAGUAACUACUUAGAACUUUCUUCACUGGUAAAUAAAUGUGCUAAUCAAAUUCAUUUUCAAUAUUUUGGACGAUUUUUGAUGUAUUGUCCAAGUUUCAGUUACAGGAUAUAAUAUAAAAAUGUAGAAAGCCAUAGUAUCGACAACAAUGGGCACAUGAGCAUCAGAACUGGACCACGGAGCAAUGGAAGAAGGUGGCCUGGUCUGAUUAAUCAUGUUUAUUUUACAUCACGUUUCUUACCUGUGGAACACAUGGCACCAGGAUGCACUAUGGGAAGAAGGCGAGCCGGUGGAGGCAGGGUCAUGCUUUAGGCAAUGUUCUGCUGGGAAACCUACCUAAGCACUGUUCCACACCAUGUACACCCUUUCAUGGAAACUGAUGGUAUUCCCCGAAGGCUGUGGCCUCUUUCAGCAGGAUAGUGCGCCGUGCCACAAAACAAAAAUGGUUCAGGAAUGGUUUGAUGACCAGUUUGAGGUGUUGACUCCACCUCCAAAUUCCCCAGAUCUCAAUCCAAUCCAGAAUCUGUGUGAUGUGCUGGACAAACAAGUCUGAUCCAUGGAGGCCCCACCUCACAACUUAGAGGACUUAAAGGAUCUGCUGCUGACAUCUUGGAGCAUCUCCAGAUACCACAGCACACCUUCAGGGAUCUAGUGGAGUUCAUGCCUCGACGGGUCUGGGCUGUUUUGGCAGCAAAAAGGGGCACCGACACAAUAUUAGGCAGGUGGUCAUAAUGUUAUGGCUGAUCGGUGUGUAUCAGUCAGUAAGGAGACGUCAAUUAAACAAACUGUUAUUAACAAAAUGUGCCUAUUAAUAAUAUUUGACUACUUUUGUUUGCUUAAGGGAAA